AUGAUAAGAGAUUUAUUGAUUGACUGUAAGAAUCAAAAAUCAGGGGCAGCUACUUGCAAGGUGCUCUUAGUUUCUCAGAAGAACAGAAAAAAGCAUACCUACCAUAAUUACCAUGUGCUGGCCUUGCUUCAGACGCUGGUGACAGGUGGGACCAGCCCAGACCUUGAAGAAUAUUUGGAAGAGGGGAGUUCACUGACUAGCAAUCAUAGCAAUGCCUUGUUCUUGGGACUUAGAAAUAGAUGUAAACUGGCUCUUUUAACAUUAGUAGAUGAUCCAGAGUUAAUGGAAGGGCUGCGGCUCUUCUUCGGUGAUGUGUUCAUUAAAGCCCUUGAUAUGUAUGGAAUUCUUUGCUUAGGUAUCUAUCGCCUGAAACCUCACCCCAAUCCAUAUGAAAUCAGGAAAGUAUAGUUAAAUUGAAUUUUUUUCAUAAAGGUUUAGCUAUCUACCUGCAUACACAGCAAUAAAAUAUUGGCAUGUUCAAUAAUAUUUCAGAAACUAUAUGGAGUUUGUAUUUUGAAAAGUAGCUUUGGGGAUGCAUAAUACAAUGAAAAAUCAUCAUUAAAGGACAGGAUUGGGGAGUAGUAAUGAAGUAACGAGCUUUCUUUUGUCAUAUGAGUUUUAUUGUUCUCUGUUCAAUCCUCUUUUACACCCAUUUCAUUCAGCGCAUCUUGUACUACAAUUAUAAUUAAUAUAUGGAGUUGUCAUGCGAUGCAAUGGUGACUGCUGGCUCAAUUGGUUUCAAAAGGUAGUGAGAGAAAUUCACAGAUAGCGAGUCUUGGUGAUUUUUAGCUGUGACAGUGAGGUGGAAGACUCCAAAUGAGUGUUUCUUGCUUGGGAGAAACAGAAGGAGGAAAUUCUUGAUGCCCUGAUUGGGAUCUUUUCCUGGAGACUCUCUAGUUGGCUACUAGGGUAAAUAAAAUAUAUAUAAUAUAACAGUAUAGAUCAGGGAUGUCAAAUUCAAU
Thamnophis sirtalis is the source of this 962-nucleotide messenger RNA. The record is from RefSeq and is a predicted model, not a curated record. NCBI's taxonomy places the organism in Eukaryota, Metazoa, Chordata, Lepidosauria, Squamata, Natricidae.